Messenger RNA from Cercospora beticola, 2613 nucleotides. RefSeq names its product Afi1p (gene AFI1). The record is from RefSeq and is a predicted model, not a curated record. Gene Ontology annotation, biological process: actin cortical patch localization. Gene Ontology annotation, cellular component: plasma membrane. Lineage: Eukaryota; Fungi; Ascomycota; Dothideomycetes; Mycosphaerellales; Mycosphaerellaceae.
AUUGGAAGAGCACGAAAUCGAGGGCGGCCACUCCGCACCACCAUGGCGACGGUACUUCCGCUCCGCUCCGCCACUGAAAGCACAUCAUCUUCGCGCAGUCAGCGCCAUGCCUCGCUGCACUCAUUCCCCGCCGCGAGCAGCACGACGACCACCAACAAUGGCCUUGCAGUGCAGAGACUUAGCCGAUCCAGCAACUCCACCUCCUCCGCCGCAGUGUCGCGACAUUCCGCCCAGCCUUCGCAUUCGUCGCGUCCCAAAGGAGCGCCGCGCGCCGUGAAGCAUGUCAAGUCGCAGUACCCUCCCGAUAGCACUGAGAAGCAUGUCGAAUACAUAUUGGUCGCCUCGUUCGACAUCGACCGGGGCAGCAUCAUGGAGCAGCAGUAUCCCGCUCCAGUGGGCGGCGAUGAGCAUAUGCUGGCCGAGCUGAUGUUGCCGGACCAGGUGGACAAGCGAUCUCAGGAUUGGACCACCUUCUUUCUCCACAAAGAUGCCGGUCAAGAGGAGGAGGAGAGAGAGAUGAGACGACGGCAUCGAAGACGCCGCCGCCGACGCCAACGCCAACGAGAAGCAGGCGACCAAGCCAAUACUGGAGGCGACGACAGUGCAGAUGAUGACGGAGGAGAUGAGCUAGGAGACGAUGACGAAGAGGACGACCUCGACGGCAUUGAGGACGAUGAGCACGAAGAAGACGAUGCUCAAGAUGACGAUUCCGAAGACAUCAAUCUGGAUGGGCCGCCCCUGGUCUAUGUCCUCAAUCUUGUCAACACCAAACUCGAUCCUUCGGUGCCUCGAGGCGCCAUAGUCAAGGCCAUGGCCGUGUGCACGCGGCAUUCUUUCAUGCACAUCUACAAGCCUUUGCUUUUACUGGCAUUGGAGCAGUAUUUCGCCCAUCCAUACCCCGAGACCCUAGCGACACUUUAUGAUGCCUUGAACAGCAUGGACCUGUCGUUACUGCCGAAACUGAACUUUCUGGAGAAAUACAUUUUGCAGGCCUCUGACGCAAAAGACAUGUUUCUGGAAAAGUUCGAAGCCAUCAUUGCGCAGCGCAUGGCGUCCAACAAAGACCAGGAUGCAAUGCUUUCUCCUAUCGAGCCGUCAAACACAACCCAGUUUCCGUCUCGGACCCGGUACGGCCUUCCCCGAGACACGCACGAGUUCGAGAGUAUUGUCAAUUAUGCCAAUGUGCCAGUGCCCGUCAAAAUCCCGACUGCCGUCAGUCCGGAGACGGUGGGCGAUUUCAGUCUGGUCAAGCUGAUCACCACCUUCAGUACGCCACAUGCUGCGCAAGUGGUGCCGUUCAAUCCCACUCACCCUCAUCUCACCACUUCGGGGCCCACCACGCACCCCAUCAUAGUGCUUCUCAACGCUCUCUUGACACAGAAGCGUGUCAUCUUCCUCGGCGACAAAUUGCCCAGCUCUGAUGUUGCGGAGGCAGUUCUGGCAGCGUGUGCUCUUGCUUCUGGAGGCAUUCUUCGCGGCUUCACGCGGCAUGCGUUUCCUUAUACCGACUUAACCAAGAUCGAAGACCUACUCAGGGUUCCUGGCUUCAUCGCUGGCGUCACAAAUCCAAUGUUCACCCAUCACGCAGAAUGGUGGGAUUUGAUGUGCGAUCUCGGCACAGGGCGAAUGAAGAUCUCCAAUCGCAUCGACCAAGCUCCGCUGACGGAGGGCGUGGCUUUCUUUCAUCAGAACACUCAUCAACCGGGCACAGUCGCCUCGAGUGGUAGUGGAGGUGGUAUUGCCUCGUUCAUGACCGCCGGCGCGAGCUUAUCGGCAGGUCUGGGCGGUAACGCCGCUCCGAAUAACAGUAUGAGCAGCGAUGCAACCGGUGACGGGGCAUUCAUGCAGAGUGUGCUCCUCGCCAUCAACGAGAGACAUGGCGAGCACGCAAUACGAGCUAAAUUCAGGAAAUGGAUUGUCAAGUUCACUAGGCUUGCUGCUAGCUUCGAAGAGACCGUCUACGGCGCCAGCGCUCUUUCCAUUCACAAUCCGGACAGUCCACAGACAACACUCCCGCCUGAGGAAUCGCCAAUCAGUCCGACCGAUGGAAGAGCGGACAAGAUGCCACCUGAGGUCACGGGGCAUGGGUAUGUAUGGCCAACUGCGUUGAGUAAGACCAACGAGUUGGCAGCCAACUCGACACGGAUCGAAGGCUGGCGCAACACGCGCAGCUACUACAAUUUUGUGCAAGAUCUGGCAGCACUCUACGUGCACCGGCCGAUCAAGCACUUGGAUUUGCAACACCUGCACGACAAGUUGGCCAAGUUGCGACUUGGAAAUGAGCAAAGCGCAAACAUUUACCUCGCAAUAUGUGCCGCAACGCGCACGGAACAAGAGAUCAACCAGUUACUAUCAAUCGUCGUCAACGGCGUGUGGGAAAGCAAGCCCACUGCUUCUGGAAGCGGGCAGAACUCGGGACUGCUGUACAUAGGCAUGGGACUUUUCCACCCAAAACUUGAGGUCAGGGAAGAAGUCGCCGAGUUGCUCGGGAGGAUUAAAGAGCACGAGGCUGGUCGGCAUUUCUGGCAGUCUUUGGGAAGAUUUGUUCGAAUUGCCUGGGACAGAGUAAUGACUUCGCGAGUGGAGAGACUGGGAGCUUCGUUUGAAGGGUGA